AUGCCUACCCCGAGAUUAACCACCGUCCGAGCAGCUCUUCGGCCUGGAGCCGCACUCCGCCGGCCCCUCCCCGUGCAGCGGCGUCUUGCCGCGGUCGACGGCAUGCGCCUCGCCACCACGUCCAAGAAUCGCGAGCAGCAGGAAAGGGACGGCAUACGGGACGGCAUACGGGACGAUGGACCGACCGGCGAAUUCAACAAGGGGACGAACCCCAACAAGACGUACUUCUACGCCGGCGGCGCGGCGCUGCUCCUGGGCGCCGUGUACUGGAUGUUUCUGGGCACCCCGGACAAGGUCGGCAGAGAAGCCAUAAAACAUGACCCGAUGGAGACGGGAAAGGAGCGAGUGAACUCGCGGGGCAGAUAA
Molecule: messenger RNA, 366 nt
Organism: Phialemonium atrogriseum
Lineage: Eukaryota; Fungi; Ascomycota; Sordariomycetes; Cephalothecales; Cephalothecaceae
Exons: 2
Coding region: 1-366 (121 amino acids)
Source: RefSeq, a predicted model, not a curated record